AGCGGCUGGCCCCGGAUUGGUCAAUUAAGUUAGGGACGAGCAGAAUUAGACGUAGAUCCUUUUCUCCUGCUCAUCUCUAGCGCCCGGCUUGGAUCUCUGUGCCGAGAAAUUCUAUGCCCAGCUCACCACGUGACCUAGAGCCAGUCGUUGCCUGUCGCUGGGCCUCAGUUUUCCUUCUAGGAGCCAUGUCCACCUUGUUCCCCUCACUCUUCCCCCGUGUGACUGAGACACUGUGGUUUAAUCUGGAUCGACCCUGUGUUGAGGAGACAGAGCUGCAGCAGCAAGAACAGCAGCAUCAGGCCUGGCUCCAGAGCAUUGCAGAGAAGGACAACAACCUGGUACCUAUUGGCAAGCCGGCCUCAGAGCACUACGAUGAUGAGGAAGAGGAAGAUGAGGAUGAUGAUGAGGACAGCGAAGAGGACUCAGAGGAUGAUGAGGACAUGCAGGACAUGGAUGAGAUGAAUGACUACAACGAGUCACCUGAUGAUGGAGAGGUCAAUGAGCCUCCUCUCCAGGUGGACAUGGAAGGCAACGAACAGGAUCAGGACCAGUGGAUGAUCUAGGCAGACAGGGCAGGGUGGUCUCAGGGAGAUUCCAGGCCAGCCCAACCUAUCCUGGACCCCCUGUGGAACCAGCUGAUCACCGAACCCCCCUCCUCCCCCAGUGCCUGAAAGCUCACCCUCGGGUACCUCCUCAGCUGUUGUGAGGACCUGGUAUCCUUGGCCCCUCCCAGGCCAUCAGUCUGCCCUUGAAUCCCCAGGGCCUGAGCCCACCCCACCUUUGUGGCCAGGACCUCACCCUAGGUUGCCAGAUCUAGUCUCUUUCUAACUCUCUUUAAUAAAGACACAGGACUGAUUUUUUUCCCC
Molecule: messenger RNA, 866 nt
Organism: Hippopotamus amphibius kiboko
Lineage: Eukaryota; Metazoa; Chordata; Mammalia; Artiodactyla; Hippopotamidae
Gene: ANAPC15
Product: anaphase promoting complex subunit 15
Exons: 5
Coding region: 114-563 (149 amino acids)
Biological process (GO): regulation of mitotic cell cycle spindle assembly checkpoint
Cellular component (GO): anaphase-promoting complex
Source: RefSeq, a predicted model, not a curated record